AUGUUGUCGGCAAUAUCGUGGGUCCCGCGCGGCGCGGCGAAACCGUUCCCAAAAACAGCGGAGCUCGACGAGGAGGAGGUCGCGGAGGUGCGGCUCCGCGCAGAGGGCGCCGCGGCGGCCGCCGCCGCCGUAGCUAGCGGCGCGGGCGACGCCGACGCUGAGGAUGGCGAAGAGAGGGACGCGGAGAAUGACGACGAUGCAGCGAUGGAAGAGGAGGACGAGGAGGAGGGGAGUGAGGAGGAAGGGGAGGCGGACGGUGAGGAGGCAGCGGCGGCGGCGGCGGCGUUGGCGGCGGAGAUCCGGAAGGCGAAGAAGGGCCAAUCGGCGGAUGACAGGCUGGCAGACGAGCUUGCUGAGCUGGACAUGGACCACUAUGACGACGAGGCCGACGCGGCGCCGAACCUGUUCGGCACGGGGAAGGGCAUCGGCGCGGCGUAUUACCGAAGCAACGACGAAGACCCGUACCUCACCAAAGCGGAAGGUGCGGAGGACGAGGACGAUGAGGAUGAGAUCGAAGAUCUCACCAUACGCGAUACAGACUUGCUCAUUCUCGCGGCGCGGAACGAGGAUGACGUCAGCUUCAUCGAGGUUUGGGUGUGCGAGGAGCAGCAGAGAGAGGAGGGGGAGGAUGGCGAUGACGUGGCACAAAACGACAAGGAGCUCAACAUGUAUGUGCACCACGAUAUCAUGCUUCCCGCCUUCCCGCUCGCUCUCGCCUGGAUGGAUUUCAACCCCUCCGCCGCCGCCGCCGCUGCCGCAGGCGGUUCCUCCGCCGGCGCGACCGCCGCCGCGAUUGCCGCCGUGGGCGCCGGCGCGAGCGUCCUGGCGCCAGGAAACUUCGUGGCAGUUGCGACGAUGGACCCUGCUAUCGAAAUCUGGGACUUAGACGUUCUAGACGAGGUCGAACCCGCCGCGGCUUUAGGAGGGUUUGUGACUACAACGAGCGGUGCGGGCGGUGAUGCGGAAGAGGACGGCGAAGAGGAGUGGGAGGAGGUGGAGGAGGAGGAGGAGAUGGAGAUGGGCGGCGGGGCGGCAGUGCUAAAGGAGGGGAGCCACAAGGGUGCGGUGAUGGCUCUGUCGUGGAAUCGCGAGUACCGGAACGUGCUGGCGAGCGGAGGGGAGGACCGGCGGGUGAAAGUGUGGGACAUGGCGGCCCAGCGCUGUGACCGCACGCUCAAGCUGCACACCGGCAAGGUGCAGGCGGUCGCCUGGGCGCCCCUGCACGCCACGAGUCUAUUGUCUGGGUCGUUCGAUCGCUCCCUCGCCCUGACGGACGUCCGGUCGCCCGAUGCUACAGUGCUUCGGUGGGGUGUCUCUGCUGACGUGGAGGCCCUCGCAUGGGACCCACACGACAGCACGCGCUUCGUCGUCUCUUCUGAGGACGGGCUCAUCUGCUGCCACGACACGCGGGCGGGCAGCAGCAACGCCACUGCCGCCAGCUCAGCGUCGUCAGUUUCGUCUUUUCCGAAUGCCCUCUUCACGAUCCAUGCGCACACCAAGGCAGCUUGCACUGUAUCCUGGAACCCUAAAAUCCCGAACCUACUCGCGUCUGGUUCGACAGACAAGACUGUGAAGCUGUGGGACCUUACGGGGAACCAGGCUCGGUGUUUGGAGUCUUCAAAUCCUAAGCUGGGAGCGGUUUUCUCGGUGGCGUUUUGCGCGGAUGCGCCUGGUUUCCUGGCUAUGGGAGGAUCAAAGGGGAAGCUGAAGGUGUGGGAUACCAGGAAAGUUGCUGACGUGGGACAGAGGUUAAGAGCGAUGUAA
Closterium sp. Yama58-4 is the source of this 1764-nucleotide messenger RNA. NCBI's taxonomy places the organism in Eukaryota, Viridiplantae, Streptophyta, Zygnematophyceae, Desmidiales, Closteriaceae. The record is from the annotation of a GenBank genome assembly.